Vigna radiata var. radiata (mung bean) is the source of this 811-nucleotide messenger RNA. RefSeq lists its product as uncharacterized. The coding region runs from base 16 to 477 and encodes 153 amino acids. The record is from RefSeq and is a predicted model, not a curated record. The transcript has 3 exons. Lineage: Eukaryota; Viridiplantae; Streptophyta; Magnoliopsida; Fabales; Fabaceae.
CUAGCGGUAUCUAGCAUGCCAAGCCUAUAUGUCCAUGGGCCUAAUCAUAAUGGAUGGUUCUCUCUUGAGCAAAUGUUAGAUGGCGAAGGUUCCCGCAGGUCCGAAUUGGAAGCCUUGAAAAUAAAAAUGGCGUGCUUAGCCUCCUCCACCUUCACCCUUCCUUUCUGCGCUUCAUCCCUCAACAAGGGUGUGCAUCAACAUCAACUAAAUUUUGCUCUGGAUAGAAUUCUAAGCAAAGCAGCAAUUCGUACAGCUCAAAAAAUUGUUCGAUCUAGCAGUUCGAAUAAACUUACACUAUCCUUGAAAGGAAGCUGUCUUCGCUGCUUGAUGUCAUGCACAAGAUUUCUACAUGAAACUUAUUCAUAUAAUUUGGGUGUAGGUUAUUGUACUGAAAUAGUUAUAUCUGGAUAUUGGGUGGGACCUGAUGCUGAUGAUGGGUGGGGAUUUGUGGAAGCUGUAAUUAAUCAAAUGAAUUGAUCCAUUUUUUUUACUUCUUUUAGAUAAGGGUUGAUUUUGCUUCAUUUUUAUCAAAUAUGUUAGUGGCAGUUCUGCUCUUGGUAAGCUGAGUACAGGCUCCGUAAAUUAACCAAUUAUUUGGGAAAUUAUGAGUAUCAUGUACAAAAGAAUACUGGAGGGAUAAUAUCUAAUUAUUGGUGCAGUCAAUGAAGGCUUGAUGGAUAGGUUUCAGUGUGCAUGUUUGAGUUGUUAAUUACUUUUUGUUUCUUUUUCGAAGCUGUAGUUGACUAUGACUGAACUUAAAAGGCUGCUGAAGUUUGUCUGAACUUAAAUCUAGUAUUAUUCUUUACUCUCA